AUGAAGAUUCACAUGAAGGUGCACACAGAUAAAAGACCUUUUGAGUGUGCUGAGUGUGGCAAAAAAUUUAGAGAACGUUAUGCUAUAAUACGACACAUGUCUUUGCAUUUGGGUAAAGGGCCUCAAAAAUGUCCAGAGUGUGGGAAGAGAUUCAUUAAUUAUAGAGACAUGAGGACUCACAUGUUAGUGCAUUCAGGUGAUCGACUUCACAAGUGUCCAAAGUGUGGGAAGAGAUUUAGUCGUCUUAGAAAUAUGAAGAAUCACAUAUCAGUGCAUUCCGGUGACCGACCUCAUAAGUGUCUAGAGUGUGGGAAACAAUUCCGUGAGCUUGGAAAUAUGAAAAAUCACAUGUUUUUGCAUUUAGGUGUUCGACAUGAGUGUCCAGAGUGUGGGAAGAAGUUCAAGCGUCUGGCACAUGUGACAGUAGAAAACAAACGCCGUAAUACCGGUGAUGCCCUAAAACCCAAAACGGGAUCGACAACACCAACGGAAGAAGGAUCAGAGUCCAUAAGCUCCGGUAACACUCCCGGAGGAGAACACAAAACCGAAAACGGUAACCCCGUCAAGACAAACUCGGCCCAUGGACGAAGUGAAGAUGAUAGAAAAGUCUCUCGAGACACAAUUGUUGAAGGAUAUAAGACAAAUGUUGAAAAGUCCAUAAGUAAAAUUAAUUUAAUUAUUGAGUACCAUAAAAAACUUUUGGCCCAACGGGAGGAGGAAAAGGCCAAACGGGAGGAGGAAAAGGCCAAACGGGAGGAGGAAAAGGCCAAACGGGAGGAGGAAAAGGCCAAACGGGAGGAGGAAAAGGCCAAACGGGAGGAGAGAAAGGCCAAACGGGAGGAGGCAGCUAAAGCCAGAGAGGAACUGGCAGCGAAGGGCAUUUAA
Procambarus clarkii (red swamp crayfish) is the source of this 885-nucleotide messenger RNA. NCBI's taxonomy places the organism in Eukaryota, Metazoa, Arthropoda, Malacostraca, Decapoda, Cambaridae. The record is from RefSeq and is a predicted model, not a curated record.